GCGCCCGACACCGAGCAGGUCCUGGGGAGGAGGUGCCCCCGCUCCGCGCACCGAGCCUUUUUCCCGAGCAUUUGACACUGUGUACCAAAGAAAUGGUGAUGGAGAAGCCAAGUCCCCUGCUCGUAGGGCGGGAGUUCGUGAGACAGUACUACACUCUGCUAAAUAAAGCUCCUGACUUCUUGCACAGGUUUUAUGGCAGGAAUUCUUCUUACGUCCAUGGAGGACUGGAUGCCAGUGGGAAACCGCAAGAAGCAGUGUAUGGUCAAGCUGAGAUACACAAGAAAGUGAUGUCAUUGCAGUUCAGCGAAUGCCACACCAAGAUUCGCCAUGUGGAUGCUCAUGCUACUCUAAGUGAUGGGGUGGUUGUGCAAGUAAUGGGAGAGCUGUCAAACAACGGGCAGCCGAUGAGGAAGUUCAUGCAGACUUUUGUGCUUGCUCCAGAAGGUUCUGUUCCAAACAAGUUCUAUGUCCAUAAUGAUAUCUUCAGAUAUGAAGAUGAAGUAUUUGGGGAUUCAGAAGGAGAGCUUGAUGAAGAGUCUGAGGAAGAGGUGGAAGAGGAGCAGGAGGAAAGACAACCAUCACCUGAACCUGUGCAAGAGAAUGCAAGCAGUACUUACUAUGAAAACCAUCCUGUAACCAAUGGGAUAGAGGAGGCGCUAGAAGAAUCGUCUCAUGAACCUGAGCCUGAAUUGGAAUCUGAAACGAAAACCGAAGAGCUGAAAGCUGAAGCAGAAGAAAAGACCCUUGAAGAGCUAGAAGAGAAGUCUCCAUCUCCACCUCCUGUAGAACCUGUUUCUCUACCACAAGAACCACCAAAGGCUUUCUCUUGGGCUUCAGUGACCAGUAAAAACCUGCCUCCUAGUGGUACUGUUUCUUCCUCUGGAAUUCCACCCCAUGUUAAAGCACCAGUCUCACAGCCAAGAGUUGAAACUAAACCUGAAGCUCAGUCUCAACCUCCUCGUGUACGUGAACAGCGUCCCAGGGAAAGACCGGGUUUUCCACCCCGAGGACCUCGACCAGGGAGAGGAGACAUGGAACAGAAUGAGUCGGAUAAUCGUCGAAUAAUUCGCUAUCCAGACAGCCACCAGCUCUUUGUUGGGAACUUGCCGCACGAUAUUGAUGAGAGUGAACUAAAAGAGUUCUUCAUGAGCUUUGGAAAUGUGGUAGAACUUCGCAUAAACACUAAAGGAGUGGGAGGAAAACUGCCUAAUUUUGGUUUUGUGGUAUUUGACGAUUCUGAGCCGGUCCAGCGAAUUUUAGUUGCAAAAUGCUGUGGUGUUUUGCUGCCACCUAAUUCAUGUGUAUGGCAAAUGGCACUGGGAAUAAUCUCGACAACAAAAACCGGAGUAUUAAAAAGAGCUACUGAGCCAUUCUGCAUUCUGGCUUGCUUCUUGUUUAAGUGACGUGAACAACCAUUGGAACGUCAUCCAGAGAAGUUUACAUGGUGAUAGCUCACCUGCUGUACUGUGGACUCUUACGUGUUCUCGACCCUCUCGAUAGUAAAUGUACCUCUUGGAGCAAAGGAAGGGAUUCACUGACCAUUACUGUUAGUUGCUGAUUUGUGGAUGGUGGGAGUAUUUUGUCAUUAUGGUUCUAUUUCAACAAGCUUGGCUGACCAUCUUGGCUUUAGUAGGUAUACAAGACAGUGGAUUACCAUCUUUAUUGCUGUAACGUGUCAAGCAUUAUAUGCUAGUAGAUUCUAGUUUAAUUGUUGCAGGUGGAAAGUAUUUUUACUUUUAAGUUUCCAUUCUGAAUGUGUUUUGACUAAACAUACCAAUAAACUACUGAU
This is a messenger RNA of Gavia stellata (red-throated loon), 1789 nucleotides long. It is a transcript of the gene G3BP2, whose product is annotated as G3BP stress granule assembly factor 2. Lineage: Eukaryota; Metazoa; Chordata; Aves; Gaviiformes; Gaviidae. The coding region runs from base 93 to 1403 and encodes 436 amino acids. Gene Ontology annotation, cellular component: ribonucleoprotein complex; cytosol. Gene Ontology annotation, molecular function: mRNA binding. The record is from RefSeq and is a predicted model, not a curated record. The transcript is spliced from 12 exons.